AAAGCCGAGACCCUGGUGAGUGUGGGCACAGACAGCAUCAUGCGCUUGAUAGUCGUAACGAUUCUACUGGCAGUAGUCUGCUUGGUUAGGUCUCAGAAAUCUGAGAUCUCAGCCAAAGACCUCGAAUUUGCGCCCGCCCCAGUAAAGCUCGACAAGAACCUGCGACAAGCAUUGCUAAAGGCUCUAACGGAACUGGAGGCCGAGUCGGCGGAGCAGCGAAAAGACGAUGAUGAGAAAUCGUUCUUCACGACUGUCAAAAAGACUUUUGACGAUGUUCUCAAAAAUACGAAUCUGAAUACGAAUAGCGUGAUACCGAAAGCCUCCUUGUCGUUCGACGGUUUCCCGGGAGAUGAAGACAUUCUCAACGAGGAGAAGCUGCAAAAUUCAAGCUUCCUCGAAGCGAAGAAGUACGUUACUCCGAGUUCAUCGCCGAUGAUCAUAGAAAAAGCUAGUUACGACGACGCUAGAAGCUUCCACGUGCACAAUGUAAUUGUACCGGACAAGAAUCCAUCGACUUAUUUGUCGCGAAGCGAGUCCAAGGUAGAUUCGUUGGAAACGAAAAAUCUAAAGGGUUCCGUAAGUUCAUCUUCGGUCAACAGAGUCGAGAGUGUGACGUUGAAGCCGAUCACGCUGUCUGAGAGCUUAACGCAAAGUGCGACCAAUGGACUCGUGAGUACCAAUGCGUUAAUUGCGCCGAAACCAACUGCAUCUAGUCCGACUGUUUCGCCCAAAGACAACGUCACUUUGCCUUCUUCCAACGUAAAUGAGGAAAAAUCUCCAGCGGAGGAAGUGAAAAUCUUUCAGGCGCCUCUUGUGGCAGCCUUCACGGUACAACAGGACGAGCUCGGUGUUCCGAAGAGCGUCGUGCCGAUUUACAGGCAAACGGGUGACGGACAAGCUCUGACUCUUCAAGAGCAAUUGGAGUUUAAGCAAAAGCUACUGGAGCAACAACUAGCGGAACUGCAACAGCAGCAAAUUCAGCAGACCCAGUUUCUCGUUAGACAACGUCAGCUUUACGAGCAGCAGUUGAGACAGAAGCACCAGCAACUGUAUUUGCAGGAACAGGCUAGAAUCAAGCAGUUUGAGGAGCAGGCCAAGAUCAAGCAACUGGAGGAGCAGCGCUUGAAGCAACUUGAAGAACAGAGAAUUUAUCGUUUGAAUCAGCACAAUCACUUUCCUUUGCAGAAGCAGCACAUUUUCCAACAGACGAACGUGUUGCCGCUUCAGGCAUCUGUGGACCCUGCUGUUCAUCUUCAGCCGAGUGUAACUCUGGAAGUUCCCAACGCCGUCGCGCCGCCGCUAUUCCGUACCAACUAUCAGGAGCAGUUGCAAUUCCAACAGUUUCAGCAGCAACCUCAACAACAUCACCAGCAACCUCAGCAACAUCAACAGCAACCUCAGCAACAUCAACAGCAACCUCAGCAACAUCAACAGCAAUCUCAGCAACAUCACCAGCAACCUCAGCAACAUCAUCAGCAGCGAUUGCAUCAGAACUUCGUGUCGUUUCCUACCGAUUUUCAACCACCUGUAGCUCCAGCUACCAGAUUCAACAGACAGGAGGCCUUCAACGCAGUUGGUAAUUUCGGCUUCAAUCUAGACAACAAGCAACCGCCUCCGUCGAGGAACACGUUCAACUUUAUCGCGCCAACAAGGAAUCCCAAUACAUUCAUUUACAAUCCUUACACGCAAUUUAGGCAGACUCUCCCGACGAGAGUACAACAGACACCUGCCAAGCAGAUUCAGCGUUUGCUUUAUCAGUCGGGCAUCGCCGGCGAAUUGGGCAACGUGCAGGGCCCGGGUGCCGAGGAUCUCAACAUCGUGUCCAAGGUGUUGGCGUUAAACGUUGGAGCGUUGCCCAAUAAGAAUUAUCAACUUGCGAGUAAUCGCAGCAAGCUGGGAAGCGCGUGAGAAUAGAGGCAGACGAGCAUAAUCGAUAUAAGACUUCGACGAGUCGUGUAAAUUACUACAGGACGAUAUUAGCAAGGUGAAAUCGAGCUCUCUCUCUCUCUCUCUCUCUUUCUCUCUCUCUCUCUCUCUCUCUCUCUCUCUCAAUCCUUCCAUUUACCUUGCUCUUUCCUCUUGUUUAAUCUCUUCUUUCCGUUCCUAUCAUAUCUUUUACAUCUCUAAUUUUUCAAAGAUUCUCUCUGAUUCUGACACAUGCACGCGCACACAUACAUUAAUAUGCAAAUCAGCUAUAUAUAUGCACGUAGAACAGAACGACAAUGAGAAAUGCUUAUUCAUGGCUCGCGAGAGAACGCGAUGACUCGGUACGUUCAAUAGUAUACAAACCAUGACGAUAGUAACCUUGAAUACUGGCAUCUCUGGGUGAAAUCGAAUCGAUUGCCCGGUUACCUCCCGCGAGAUUUUACUCUCCUACGAUUUUACGACGGCCGGUACGCGUGAGAAGUGUAUUCUAGGAGAGAAUAAUCGGUGUAUAAUGAAGAAGCCAUCAUUUCCUUAAUGAACGUAAUGAUAUUAAUUACAAUUGUACGUACGUCAAACAAGGACUUGUCAGUAGUAGCGCGGCCUUCUCGAGCUUGAAUUACGCAAGUUCGCAUUUAGUUGCAACACAGACACUCUGUAUAUAAUUGUGCGACUCCAGUUUCACUUCCUUAUAUCUAUUCCUUUUGUGGCGGCACUUUCCUCUAUUUCAUUCUUGAUAGAAUAGCGUACACGCGAUCGGGCACCGCCAAUUUCUUCGACAAUCGUACAAGACACGCUCAAUAGAAAAGAAGCACGUAAUCAUAAAACGUAAUAUAGCUGUAGAAACAUAAGUAGAUUUCAACAGGGAAAACUAAUUCUUAUGUUUUUUUUAUCUAAGCAAGGCAAAGUCCUGCCGGACUCACGUCAAUUGUAUUAUCGUCUUGGGUUUGAUUAUGAUUUCGUUCGAGAAUAUAUCGUAAAACUUGGAAAAUUCGUAAAUUUGUACAAGCCUUUUAAAUUAAAAAGAAUUU
Molecule: messenger RNA, 2954 nt
Organism: Camponotus floridanus (Florida carpenter ant)
Lineage: Eukaryota; Metazoa; Arthropoda; Insecta; Hymenoptera; Formicidae
Product: myb-like protein Q
Exons: 2
Coding region: 40-1908 (622 amino acids)
Source: RefSeq, a predicted model, not a curated record